Molecule: messenger RNA, 2467 nt
Organism: Fukomys damarensis (Damara mole-rat)
Lineage: Eukaryota; Metazoa; Chordata; Mammalia; Rodentia; Bathyergidae
Gene: Fam76a
Product: family with sequence similarity 76 member A
Exons: 12
Coding region: 1-1326 (441 amino acids)
Source: RefSeq, a predicted model, not a curated record
AUGCGGAACAAAAGAAGGCUGCUCCAUGGAAACCAAAACAUCACAACUCCACCAAAGCAUCGCGAGAAGCUAGGUCGCUCCCACUGCCCGGGAGGGGCGGAGCAAGGGCGGGGACCAGAGCGAAGUGGGAGGAGCCGGGGCGCUUCCGAUGUCCGAGUCUGGAGACAGUCUUGCUUCAGGCGUCGCCCCCGCGUGACUGUGCUUUACAUAAUCGCCGCCUUGUGCGUCAGAGUGGCGUACUCAAGCCCAGACCGAAUCAGAGUUGUCAGAAGCUCCGUGUUCCGCCCCUUUUCAUUAGAUCGACAUCAAAAUGAACCACAACCGCGGGGGAUUGUUGUCGGACCCCGUAAGGAAUGUCGGAUUGCACACCCUGUUGUGAAGUGCACCUACUGCAGGACUGAGUACCAGCAGGAGAGUAAAACCAAUACGAUAUGCAAGAAAUGUGCUCAGAAUGUACAGUUGUAUGGAACGCCUAAACCUUGUCAGUAUUGCAACAUAAUUGCAGCAUUUAUUGGCAAUAAAUGCCAGCGCUGCACAAAUUCAGAGAAGAAGUAUGGACCACCAUAUUCUUGUGAACAGUGCAAACAGCAGUGUGCAUUUGACAGAAAAGAUGAUAGAAAGAAGGUAGAUGGGAAAUUGCUGUGCUGGCUGUGUACACUUUCAUACAAACGUGUCCUUCAGAAGACCAAAGAGCAGAGGAAGCACCUGAGCAGCUCUUCUCGGGCCGGCCAACAGGAGAAGGAGCAGUACAGCCGCUUGAGUGGCGGCAGCCAUUAUAACAGCCAGAAAACACUUUCUACAUCUUCAAUUCAAAAUGAAAUCCCAAAGAAAAAAUCCAAGUUUGAAUCAAUUACAACUAAUGGAGACAGCGAUGCUUCCUCUUACGAGCUGCUUUGUCCUAAUAUCCAGAGUGCCCCAUCCAUGUUGGUGCAAUGGGCUGCUUCCCAACAGCGUCUUGGGGCCAACCAUUUUCCUGUUCCUCCAGGCCCGGGCAUCUUGAACUUUUCUCCAGACCUGGCCCUAGACUCACCAGGCACUGACCACUUCGUCAUCAUCGCCCAACUGAAGGAAGAGGUGGCUACUCUGAAGAAGAUGUUGCAUCAAAAGGAUCAGAUGAUUUUAGAGAAAGAGAAGAAGAUUACAGAGCUGAAAGCUGAUUUUCAGUACCAGGAAUCUCAGAUGAGGGCCAAGAUGAACCAGAUGGAGAAAACCCACAAAGAAGUCGCAGAACAAUUGCAGGCCAAAAACCGAGAGCUCCUGAAGCAAGCAGCUGCCUUGUCCAAGAACAAGAAGUCUGAGAAGUCAGGAGCUAUAACUUCUCCGUGACAGCCCAGCAGUAGCAGAUGGAGUCACCUUGGGUUAGGGUUGGAGACCUGGCUGUUUGCUGGGAGUUGCAAGCUUUCUUAAGAAAUCUCUAUUUUAUUAUAGUUACCCUUUGUGCGAUUGUGGUGGGCUGAAUGGGAACACCUGGUUUGAGCUGCGCUAGGACUGCAUGCUUGAGUGUCUGGGUUUCAGGCUUGCCUCCUCUUUCUCUCAUCUGCUCCUUCUACUCUUCUUCCUCCUUCCCCUCUCCUUCCUGCCUCUCCUCUCUCCCUUUCCCUCUCUCCUUUCUCUCCUCCCCUGUCUCUCCCUCUUUGUCUCUGUUUUGGUACUAUUCUUUGGUGUUUUUGUGGUGAACACCGCUCAGUGUUAUGUGCAGAAUGUUUUUUUCUGUGCAUCAUUGCAUCCUGCCGUACCCGUGAGCAACAGUUUGGCACUAAUUACCUAUCACUGCCACCUCUGAGCUUUGGAAAACUGCCACUUUAAGACUGGUACAGUGAGAGAGGCUUUCUCUCUCCAAUUAACCUUUUGCUUCAGGGUAUACUCUUGGGUUUUUUUCCAGGUAUAUUAUGUAUGAACUUUGUACUAUGUAUAAUCAGAGUUUUAUUUAUUUUUUAAGAAAAAGAAACUUUUUCUUGACAAAGGAACAAUGGUAGCCUAGAUAGUUCUUCUUGUAAAAGUGAUGCCUCUGGGGAGAAAAAAACAGUCGUAUUCUCUAGCUUUUAGUAAAAGAAUCAGAUCUUUUCUUUACUUUAGAGUCUUAAAAACUGAUUGCUAAGCUGAAUUCAAUGUAGAAGUAUGGAGUUAAGUGCCUUUAAGUGGAUUUCUUAGUAGAAUGUUUAAGGAGAUACUUAAGGGAGGUUGCAAAGAUUUGAACAGUCUGUCUUUUUAAGUAAGGGCAGAAAGGAAGGUUGUCCAGGUUGUACUGGACAUUUCGCUCCCCCACCCCUUAUUCUUUUACAUGAUUGAUUUUAAAAUCUCACACUGCCACUUUUUGUUUUUUAAUACCUUUUUACCUUCUUAUCAGUUGUUAUACUGAGCGAUUGUCAGAAAACUCUUUACAUGAGCAGAUUCAAAAUGGGGUCUUGGAGGAGGAGCAUAGCUCAGUGCAGAGGCCAAGGGUUCAGUCCUCAGUACCCAAAAAAAA